Messenger RNA from Naegleria fowleri, 621 nucleotides. RefSeq lists its product as uncharacterized. Lineage: Eukaryota; Heterolobosea; Eutetramitea; Acrasida; Naegleriidae. The transcript has a single exon. The coding region runs from base 1 to 621 and encodes 206 amino acids. The record is from RefSeq and is a predicted model, not a curated record.
AUGCCAUCGUUGACGGAUGGCCAUUCUUUCCAACAAACUGAAACAUUUUCAUGUUUCAUUCAAAAACUCAGCAAAGAAGAAACAAUUAUUGUUUGUGCCAACCAACAUGCAUACAAUGUGGCUUGUGUGCUAAAAUAUUUAGAAAAAACUUAUCCCUCCAAUUCUUCUAUUGAAUGCAACAAAGAAAUAAUUCAGUCUGAUAAUAUUGAGGAUUUGUUGCCCUUAUCCUCUAAAAGAGAGGAAUUAUUGCUAAAAUUUCAAAAGGGAGAUGUAGUUAUUGUUCCUUCAGAACAAAGUAUCCACGAGAGGGAUUCUUCGGGAGGUGAAUUUGGGGAAUUUCUUUCCAAAGAUUUAGUUGCCCCAUCAUCAGACUACAGUACCGACUCGCAAGCUGUUUUCACUAAUCGGGUGAAAAUAAUGUCAAGAGAUAAGAAAAUUAUAACAUUGCAAAACAAAAUGGAAAUAUUGGAGCAAGAAAAUGCUUUCAUGCAUCGCAAAAUGGAAAUAAUGGAGCAAGAAAAUGCAAAAAUGAACAGAAAACUGCAAGAAAUGACAGAAAAAUUUGAAAAACUGUUUAAUCAGAUUAACAAUAAAACAAGUCUUGGCUCAAAAUCGAAAUAG